CUGUAGUCUAGCUUUAUCAGGGAUGGGCAGACAGGGCGUUGCUUGUUUGUGUAUAGGGACAGUCAGAGGCCAUCUGAGGGGCAGAGGGAGCCCUUGGCUUUGAGACUCUGGUCAUCGGACUAGAAUAUGAACUUUUUGCAGUCCCAUGUCUUGAGAUCUUCCUGGCACUCUUGCCCGAUGUCAGGUCGCCCUCCCAUGUUCCCAGCUAGGAGGCUCCAGUUCUGCUGCUGAAGGACAGAUCCCCCAUCCCUAAGGUGAGAUCAUCGUAAAGGACAAAAUGGGACAAUGGUUAGCUGACACUUAGGAGCCUCAAAUCCAAGUGAUGAGUGUGGUGAGCGGGUUCUGUCUGAGACUCUUACUUAAUAUCACAGUAUUAUUAAUAUUCCUUCAGGUUUGUGUUGAACGCUGGAGCUGUUAAAGGAACAUGUGGAGCUGUGGAAAACGUGUGUAAAGCCACACUCACAGAAGAUGUCAGGUGGGCCAUGUGCCUCAGCCCCAGUUCCCAGGUUUCUCAGCUCAAACUCCUCAGCCCUCUUCUGGUGUCUGUCCUAGUUCAUAUGGAGAGAUUAAGUCCCUCUGGUUCCUGGCUUGUUGGCUGCCUCUUCACGAUAGCCAUCUUCCAGCUGCCUGCUCAGGGGUCAGGGAGUGCUGACAAGUUCUACAUGGCCCCUCUUGGGAGCACAGCCAACUUGUCCUGCCCUCUCCGGCUCUGGCCUAAUAUGGCGAUCAGCCAGAUGAGGUGGCAUCGGCCCACACACCCGCCUCACCCCCAGGCUGUCCACAUGUUCCAAGAUGGGCAGAACAGUACUGAAGACCUGAUGCCAGAAUAUAAGGGCAGGACGGCACUAGUGAGGGAUGCUCACAAGGGAAGCUACAUCCUGCAAAUCAGUAAUGUGAGGUUCGAGGACCGAGGGCUGUACCAGUGUCAGGUCUGGGUUGGAAACUCAAGUCAAGAGGACAACGUGACCCUGCAGGUGGCAGUUUUAGGUUCUGACCCCUACAUCCAUGUGAAGGGCUAUGAUGCUGGGUGGAUGGAGCUGGUGUGCCAAUCAAUGGGAUGGUUCCCAGAGCCACGGACUGAGUGGAGAGACCCUACCGGUAAAGCGUUGCUCUCCCUUUCGGAAACCCACACCCUGGAUGAAGCUGGGCUGUUCCGAACAGCAGUGUCCAGCAGAAUCAGGGGCAACGCUCUGGGAAAUGUGUCCUGCACCAUCCGUAAUAAGGUCCUUGGCCAAGAGAAGACUACAGCCAUGCUGAUUACAGCCCCAGAUCCAGGAAGUCUGUCCUCUCCAGCAGUGGCUCUCUCUGUGGUCUUGCCCAUCUUGGGCCUCCUCAUCCUUCUUGGCAUUGGGCUCCUCUGCAAACAAAAAAAAUCUAGAGAGAAGCUGCUCUAUGAGCAAGUGAUGGAGGUAGAAAAUCUUCUGGAAGACCACGCCAAAGAAAAAGGAAGACUCCACAAAGCCCUCAAGAAACUCCGGAGUGAACUGAAGCUGAAAAGAGCCGCUGCCAAUGCAGGUGAGACGCCCUCUCCUGGGUUUGGCUCUGUCUCUGGGUGGCCUCCAUUUCUCCUCAGCUUUAGUAACUCCCUUCUUUGCCUUUCAGGCUGGAGGAGAGCCCGGCUGCAUUUUGUGGCAGUGACCCUGGAUCCUGACACAGCACAUCCCAAACUCGUCCUGUCUGAGGAUCGGAGAUGUGUGAGGCUCGGCAACAGGAAGCGGUCUGUUCCUGACAACCCAGAGAGGUUUGAUUUCGUAGUCAGCGUCCUGGGCUCCGAGUACUUCACAACUGGCUGUCACUACUGGGAAGUGUACGUGGGCGAGAAGACCAAAUGGAUUCUCGGGGUGUGUAGUGAGUCUGUGAGCAGGAAAGGGAAGGUCACCGCCUCGCCUGCCAAUGGCCACUGGCUUGUGCGACAGAGCCGUGGGAAUGAGUAUGAAGCCCUCACAUCCCCGCAGACCUCCUUCCGCCUCAAAGAGUCCCCAAAGUGCGUGGGGAUUUUCUUGGACUAUGAAGCCGGCGUCAUCUCCUUCUUCAACGUGACUGAUAAGUCUCACAUCUUUACUUUCACCCACACUUUCUCAAGCCCACUUCGCCCUUUCUUUGAGCCUUGUCUUCAUGAUGAGGGGAAAAACACGGCGCCUCUAAUCAUUUGUACUGAGCUUCAGAAAUCAGAGGAAUCGAUUGCCCCCAAACAAGAAGGGAAGGGCCGUGCUAAUGGAGACGUGUCCCUGAAGGUGAAUCCAUCCUUACUCUCCCCUCAGGGUUCUGAGUUUUUUCCACUUAACGAUGCCUGGCCCUCGAACCUUGGCCCUGCCCUGCAGGGACUCAAGGUUCCUUCUUUGUAGGGCUGUGCCCUGGGCUUCACUGUCAUGAGCAUCCGGCCUGGCACCCUGCACUCAGGCUCCUGACCCAGCACCUCAUCUCCUUGACCCCAAUCCAGAUCCUUCUGUGGUUUUUUUUUUUUUUUUUAAUUCCGUUUUUCUCCCAGGGCUCAGUUCUGAACUCUGCCUUUUUCUAGAGACUAGACAUUUCCGUUGCCCUGGUAGAUGACUUCUUGAAAUAAAUUGCACUGGAUCGAGGUUUAGGAGGAGACCUUGGAUGUAAUGCAGGAGGAUUCUGUGCUGCUCAGAGGAAAGAUUCCCUGAGGGAAACUUGGCACCGGCUUCUCGUUGUCAGCUUGCUCAGUGGGUCUUCCAUUGAGAAGUGACAGCCCCCAGAUCCCAAGGUCUUCCACCAGAGACCAUUUUCUUUCCCUCAGUCAGGACUCUAACUCCCCACACCAGCUUUUUACAAGUAUAUAUCUUGGGUCACAUAUCCUUCCUUCUUUGUUCAGGGUUAGAGACAGAGGGGUAAACCCUCCAUGGUUUUCUGUUUUCUUCAUGCUAUUUACAGCAGAGUUUGGAGACACCCAGAGCUGUUUCCAACAGCUAAUUUGAAAUCGACAUAUCCAGAACGCACGUGUUUUCAAAAAUUCUUACCCAUGACAUGACCAGAAACCAUAAUCCCAAGAAACCUCAACACAGGCUGGUAGGCACAGCUGUAACGGAAGCAAUCCAGCUGUGCAGCCCCGAGCAGACACGUCACUCCGCAAUCUGUGGCUAUCGGCCUUCUGAAAACUUCCUGACAUUCAGAGAGGCCCAGUGAGACAAAGUAGCAGGUCGAACCACUCAGAUAUACCCGCGACACCAUUGGUAGACCUGAAUGGUCUACAUAGUAAGCUCUAGGAUGGCCAGGGCUGUGUGGAGGAGCCCUGUCUCAAUGCCACCCACCCACAAUGAGAUAAGACAUCAUAAUUGAAAGAUUAUAAGGUAAGACAAUAAAAUAAUCAUUUCAGGGCUGGAAAGACAGCCCAUCAAUGAAGAGCUCAUUCUGCUCUUGCAGAGAACCUGGGUUUGUUUUCCAGUGAACGUAUUGUGCAGUUUACAACUACCCAAUAUUCAGAUAUUCAGAAUACUCUAGAUUCAGAGGAUGAGACUUUUCUAGCCUUCAAGGGUGCCUGUAACUCACUGCAUAUACUAUCUACACAUCAACACACCACACACACACACAUACAUACAUACAUACAUACAUACAUACAUACAUACAUACACACACACACUUUUUAAAUUAAAUAUUUAAAUAAUGAAUCCAAGUUUUGCAUGUGGAUUAGAGAAAGACGGCAAGGCAUUUUCAAUAUCCACAUAUGUGAUUGGUCUGUUUGCGGUGUUACUAACUACAGAUUUGCAGAUGGGAAGGCAGCUGGACU
Rattus norvegicus (Norway rat) is the source of this 3745-nucleotide messenger RNA. The record is from RefSeq and is a predicted model, not a curated record. NCBI's taxonomy places the organism in Eukaryota, Metazoa, Chordata, Mammalia, Rodentia, Muridae.